Molecule: messenger RNA, 4340 nt
Organism: Pecten maximus
Lineage: Eukaryota; Metazoa; Mollusca; Bivalvia; Pectinida; Pectinidae
Product: cilia- and flagella-associated protein 157-like
Exons: 10
Coding region: 168-1877 (569 amino acids)
Cellular component (GO): ciliary basal body; cilium
Molecular function (GO): microtubule binding
Source: RefSeq, a predicted model, not a curated record
UUGUUGACAACAAGAUGGCGGACACUAUCAUCUGUCUUUAAUAAUGUAGUUGUUUUCAUAUUUUUCUGGGCCUGUCGACCUAUUAUGUAGGUCUUUGUAAACGCAUUCGUAAACACGCGUUGUGAUUUACUUCUGAAUUGACUGGAAAGUAGAAAUAAUAAGUGAAAAUGCCGCCAAAAAAGAAGAAGAGUGGGAAGAAGGGGAAGAAAAGUGCGAAGAAAUCUGGAAGGGGAUCACCAUCAAAAACAUCCAGUGAACAACUCAAUGAAUUGUCUAAGGAAUACUACCUCAUCCAGAUCAGGGAUCUGGAAAACAGACUUGCUAGGUACCAGAAAAAAUGUGAUGAGCUGGAAGUCAGCCAGGGGGCAUUCAAGGAUCAGUUUGAUCAGAUGGCCAGGGACAAGAAUGAUAUUGUGUCAUUCUGGAAAAGACAAGUCGAUCUGAAAACUGAUGAGAAUGCUGACCUGCAGGAACAGUUGAUUGGUCUCCAGCAAACCAGAGAACAAGAGAAGGAGCAGGCUAAUGCUACAAUCCAGCAACUCCGACAGGAGUUCCAGGAAACCAAGGACCAGCUCACUUCGGACAACAUGAUCCUUGGUGGUAAACUGGCCUCACUGGAGGAGUUCAAGGUACAAAAGGAGGACCUGAUGGCCAAGUUUGCUGCUAUGGAGGAAGACCUAAAGCAGAAGGAUGAGGACCACAAGAAGAUGAUCUAUGACCUGGAGAAGAAAGCUGUCAUUGAUAAGGACAGACUGAAGAAGGAGAUGGUAUCGCGAGUCAACACAGUAGCAGCAGAGUUUCGGAAAGUCUCCAACAAACAAAUGGCAGAGACCACAAAACGCACCAUCAGAGAAAACGUGUCAAUCAUGGCUCAACUUGUGCAGAAAUCUGACAAAACUAUGGAGCUGAUCCAAGAAAAUGAUGAUCUGCGGGCGAAGGAGAAGAAACAGAAACAACACAUAGAGAUGUUAGAAACGACAGAAAAAGAGCUGGCGAAGAAAAACCACAGCAAUCAAAAGGUGAUACGGAUGCUGACAGAAAAGUGUCGUGCCCAGGAGGCAAUGGUAGGAGAGUUGGAGAUGAGAGAACAAGAAUACCAGGAGGUGGAGGCUGAGCAUGAACUGCUGCAGCAACAACUCCAGUCUCAGAGGGAAGACAUACAAAAAUUGGCAAAGGAAAAUGAGACCCAUGAAGAAAAUCUGAAAGAUGUGAAGGACAAACACAGGGUGGAGAAACGAAACCGAGAAAAACUUGACAAAGUGCUGUGUGAUGCUGCCAGUGCACUUCGACUGGCUCUUGGGAAAUAUGACGAUGAAGAGGAACUUCCUGAGUAUGGGGCAGGACUCAACGACAUAGAGCGACGAGACAACAUGUUGGAGAAUCUCCUCGUCCUGCUCAACAGUGCUGCAGCGGUGGGUGUGGGCCCUGAGCCAAGCUCUCUCGGAAAACACCAGAAAGUACGACAACGUAGCGCCAGUGAGAUGCCUGGUAGUAAACAGGGCAUUAAACGAGGGAUGUUGCCAAUGUCCCCUAUAGCGAAAAGCUCUCAAGGAACAUUGCCCCACUACCAGCUUGGUGAUUUGGGCCUUAUACCUCGACCCAAAAACGCCAUCCCCAGCAGUCUGGACAAGAUGAGGGUCCUGUCUGCAACCACGCGAUUAGGGGGACUUCGUAAGGUGCUUACCCGAUCAGUGGGCAUACAGACUGUCAGUGCUCCAAAGGCGCUGUUCUAUGCUGACCAACUUCUCAGUAAGGCUCCAGUUCAUACUCAGAACGCUGUACUACACGAAAAGUCACGUCAAGACAUCAGAUCUCCUGGAAUUCCUCUUGGCCCCAUCAGUCCUGCUAAGAAUAUGAUGGUGGGCAAGGCUUACUGAGCAACACAAUUAACUCCCUCACAACUUUCUCCUGUCACUACAAGCAUGCUCGGUCAAAGCUACCUAAAUAAAUCUUAUAAAACUAGCUGAAAGUGUAUAUGUUUUGAAACAUAGUGAGAAAGCCAUAUUCUUCCUGUUUCUGUAUUUGGCCUGGUUUUGUAACAGUUCAUUAGAUGACAGAUUGUGAUUCUGACCGUAUAAUAUAGCAUAAGAUAAAAAGAGCUCAAGAUGACAUUUAAUCCCCAUCAUUAUACCGGUGUACCCAGGUGGUAUAGAGCAUCAAGUCUUAUUGUAUCAUGUUUGAUUAUGAUAACGAUCACUUUCAUACAAGUAUGAGCAAUGUCAGAUUAUAGGUCUAAUGCUGUGUCAUGGUGUAGCCAUUGAAAUCCAGUGCUGUACUAUAAAGGUAUUAAGGGCGUCAUGUCAGAAAGUCCACAAUGUCCAUAUGUAGUGAAAGCAUGUGGGUAGUGAGAGGAUGGUGAUGCCAGACUUUUUUGUAGUGAAAAACUGGUGGGUAGGGGGAGUGGACGACACCAACUUUUUUUACAGUGUAAAACCUGGUGGCGAGUGGAGAGAGGGGUAUGACACCAGGUUUUGUUGUAAUAUAAUGUGAUAGGGGGGAGGGGGUGGGGUCAUCAGAAUAUUCAUGUAGAGUAUAAAACUGCUGGGGAGGAUGGAGUGGCACAGGUUUUGCUGUAAUGUAGUACCUGGCCGUCGGGGGAGGGGGGAAUGGUAGGAGGGAGGGGGAGCACCAGAAUAUGUUAUGUAGUGUAUAACUGGUGCGGGGGGAGCAUCUUUGACCUUACACCUGUCCUUCUCCUAGCUACCACUGUCACGCUAAAAGUGCCACCCGGCUAUUUAUAUUUCUAUUUUUAAGUUAGUAUUUCUUAUUUUCAAUACAAUAUGUUGUGACCACUUUAAAACUGCAUGGCUCAAUGAAUAUAGAUAUGUAACUAUGGAACUGUUUAUACCUAAAGAUAAUGGUGUUCAAGUGUUUGUGUCAUGAAAUAAUGGCAUUCCUUUUAUAUAACUUCAUGUACUAAAAUAAUAGUAUGAUAUUGUCUUUCAUCUAUGUGAGAUGUCAUUACACCAUUUUGUUUCAUUAAGUUUCAAAUUAUUUAAGACACCAGGCAUUGAUCAGGUAUAAUUUCAUACCAUUUGAUGUGACAAAUAUACAGCCCUGCAUAUCUAAAAAUUAUAUCUAUAGAAAAAAAUAUUCUGAUGUUUUAAAUUUUUUUUAAAUGUCUUAAUUUCUUCAGAAACAUUUCUAUAUUUUAUUGAAAUAACUUUUUUAAGCAAGUCUCUUGACUGUAGAACUAUAGCACAACUCGUGUGUAUGGCUAUGUAAACAAAUAGGAACUAUUUGGUCUAAAUAUUUAUAAAUAAGACUAAAGUUUGAGAAUCAUCUCAUGCAUGAGAGUGAAGAAAUUUUCAGUUUAAAGCCUGUGAUAACCUCAGAACGAUUGAAAAUUUAUUUCUAGUUAUUUUUUUCUGUUUUAUCCGUCCAAGAUGUUAUUGUGACAUAUAUUAUCUGGAUAACACUGGGUUAUCCAUCCUAAUUACCAUGGUGACUUGUCACCUGGGAAACUCUGGGUUAUCCAUUCUAGUUACCAUGGUGACAUGUCACCUUAAUCACACUGGUUUAUCAAUCUUAGUUGCCGAGGAGACAUGUCAUCUACGUAACACUGGGUUAUUCAUCCUAGUUGCCAUGUUUACAUGUCCCUUGUGUAACACUGGGUUAUCUGUCCUAUUUACCAUGGUUACAUGUCACCUCGGUAACACUGGAAUAUCUGUCCUAGUUGCCGUGGUGACAUGUUGCCUAGGUAGCAGUGGGUUAUUCGUCCUUGUUGCCAUGGAGAUAUUACACUUGGGUAACACUGGGUUAUCCGUCCUAUUUACCAUGGCGACAUGUCACCUCAGUAACACUGGGUUAUCUUUCCUAGUUGUCAUGGUGACAUGUCACCUUGGUAACACUGGGUUGUCCGUCCUAGUUGCCAUGGUGACAUGUUACCUAGGUAACACUGGGUUAUCUGUCCUAGUUGCCAUGGUGACAUGUCACCUUGGUAACACUGGGUUGUCCGUCCUAGUUGCCAUGGUGACAUGUUACCUAGGUAACACUGGGUUGUCUGUCCUAGUUGCCAUGGUGACAUGUCACCUUGGUAACACUGGGUUGUCCAUCUCAGUUGCCAUGGUGACAUGUUACCUAAGUAACACUGGGUUAUCUGUCCUAGUUUCCAUGGUGACAUGUUACCUAGGUAACACUCAGCUAUCCGUCCUAGUUGACAGCUGUGCUAACUAGAUAAUACCAAAGGUUACCACCUACCUGCUAUUGUUGUCGUAUGAUUUACGAAGUAUUACAAGUUAUUGUUUCUGUACAUCACAUUUACAUAAUAUACACCAUCGUUUACUUUUGAUGUAUACUUCUUGUUUUUCAACAAAUAAAAUAUCAGAUAUGAUUUUGUA